This is a messenger RNA of Vicugna pacos (alpaca), 2447 nucleotides long. RefSeq names its product proline rich 35 (gene PRR35). The record is from RefSeq and is a predicted model, not a curated record. NCBI's taxonomy places the organism in Eukaryota, Metazoa, Chordata, Mammalia, Artiodactyla, Camelidae.
GGGGUCUGGGAUGCAGACCCAUUCAGCCUCCUGUUUGGAGAACAGGGAAGGGCACUGAAGGCAAGUCCUGCCCAGGGAAGUAGAUGUGCUCCACUGUAUGCACCGGGCUCCAGCCCUCCAGGAGCCAAACUCUGUACCCUUCUGGGCUGGGCUGCAGCUUUCCCUAGGCUGGCUCUGCUCCCCAAAGACCCCCUGUCCUGGGGCUCAGCCCUCAGCCUGACAGAUGAGUGCUGACGUCCCCACUCCCUGAGCCCUCGGCCAAUGACACCCCAUCACACCGCUGUGUGGACCCCGGGAGACCUGACCGACUCUGCUGCACCCCCGCGGCAGCCUGCAGGCAAUGGGGGCGGAGACCGUGCCAGGCGCCCCUCAUUCGGCCGCACACCUGCGUCUCCACUCCGGGCUCCUCCGCGCCGCCGCCCAUCCUUGCCCUGCUCGUGUGGUGCCACCGAUGUCACCGGCCACCAUUCCAUCCAUGAGUUACGGGAGCUGCGGGUAUUGCUGAGCGGCUCCCGAGCGCGCAAGGCCGGUCGCCAUGGUGCCAGGGCCAGCCCACUAGCAGGCUGUCAUGUCCCGAGAGGCAGGCUCGUGCCGCCUGGGCCCCGGCGCGCGGGCCCGGGCGCGGAAGCCCAAGAAGCCGCACUACAUCCCGCGGCCCUGGGGCAAACCGUACAACUAUAAGUGCUUUCAGUGCCCCUUCACCUGCCUGGAGAAGUCGCAUCUCUACAACCACAUGAAGUACAGCCUCUGCAAGGACUCCCUCUCACUCCUGCUGGACCACGCCCCGGCUGCGCCCCGGCCACGUGCACCCACCCCGGACUGCGCCUCCGACCCCACACACCCCGGCAGCCGGCCACGAGGAGCGCGGCUCCUGGAUGCUCCUGCCACACCCGACCUCAUUGUCUCCGAUGUCCUUUCCCUGCGCCGCCGUGGUGGGGGCCCCAGGCCAAGGGCUGAGGGGUCCCCAGGGACACCACCCCCUGAGGUCAGGGACACUCCAAAGAGUGUGGGCCUCAGUGGUCUCCUGGCCGAGUCGUGGAAGCCAGGGCCGGGUGAGGGAUCAAGGAGCGCGGCCAUGGUGGACACGGCUGCUGGGGGCCCUGAGAGCAGCGUCCCCUGCUACCCACCCCCCACCCCCAGUGAGUUCCCGGAGGCCCAGAGCCUCCACCUGUCCCUGCUGGGUGUCAACUACCCUCUUGGCCCUGGCCUCUUUUCCUACCUGGGGCCCUCCCUGGCUGCUGCAGCCCACAUGCCCUUCCUGGCCUCAGCCAGCCCCCUGCUGCCCCCAGCCGCUGCCUUCCCUGCCCCACAGCCCCCGGAGCGCCCAGCCCUGGUCCCUCGCCUGUACUACCCCCUGCUCCUCGAGCACACCCUGGGGCUGCCGGCGGGCAAGACUGCCCUGGCCAAGCCCCCUGCCCCCCACAAAGGGCCCCCCGGGACUCUGGCCCCUAUGUUGCUGAAGGCACCGAUACCUGGGCUGGGUGGGUCCUGGCCUGGUGGUGCUCUCAGGGGCCCAGGGCAGGAGGGGGAGCUGGAGAGAGCUGCCCAGAGUGACCCCAAGAGGAAACUGCCCUUGGGAGGCAGGCCGGAGCCCCCGAAGGCCCCCUGCAGCAGGCUGAAGUUCAAUUCCCACAGCAGUCUGCAGGCUGGCCCCUCCAUCAUGCUCUGGCCCGAGGACAAGGAGCCAGGUGACCUCAAGAACCCUGGCCCUGAGACCCCUCUCCCCCAGCAACCGCUGGGCCUCGUGCUGGGGGGCCCUGGGCAUGUGGGUGAGGACCUGACUCUGGCCCUUGGCGACUGUGCCAGGGCAGAGCAGCGCCUGGGCCAGUUGGCGCCUACUGGGGGCCUGGCCCCACGGCCUCUGAGGGAGCAGUUGGGGAAGAUCCGCCGGGAGCUGCUCACCAUCCACCAGGCACUGGAGCGGGCCGCAUGGCCACCUGACACACCCCUUGACCUCUCUGUGAAACGGGCAUCCACCAAGGUGCCUGGGGGACAGCCAGAGCUGGGUCCCACGCUGGCCCAGGGGACCCCUGAGCCACCCAGCACGCUGGCCACCCAGCCUCUGUCUGGCCAUACCACCAAGUGCGAGGCUGACUCCAGCGUCCCCCCCCCCCGGUCUCCCCUCUCCGCCCCAGAGGACCCUGUCAUUCCUGGCAGCUGGGGUACCCGUAUCGGGGCCAGGGGCUCCUGGCCCUCCGAGGCUGUCCCUGGCCUGCAGAGCCCCCCAGGUGCUGAGGUCUGACCACAGCUCCUGCUGCCACCUCUGUCUUUAAGGGACAGGGGCCCUUCUAACCCUGUGCCCACCACCUGGCCCCAUUACCUGUCCCAGCAUGCCCAUGGACAGACCCCCACCUGCUGUGACCUUGCCUGUCUGGGGCCACACAGGCACAGAAGAGAGUCACAGCUCUUUACUGAUCACAGUGUGGAUAUUAAAAUAGAAACCACCU